Messenger RNA from Staurois parvus, 263 nucleotides. NCBI's taxonomy places the organism in Eukaryota, Metazoa, Chordata, Amphibia, Anura, Ranidae. The record is from the annotation of a GenBank genome assembly.
CCAGGGGCGGACUGACCAUUUGGAAACUCAGGCACUGCCCGAGGGCCCAGGGUCAGUAGGGGGCCCCAUGAGAUGCCCUUGGUACCUUUUUCAUAGGCUUUUUUUAAGUUUGGGCAAGGACACAGAGGCCCCAUGAUCCCCUAUUGCCCGGGGGCCCCAUGAUUUGUCAGUCCGCCCCUGGUUCCGCCCCUGGAUGGGACAAUGAUUUAUCUCAACUAAACAAGACGCAGAUGAUUAUGGAAAUCAUAAAACACUCAAAAUUG